UGUAACAAUCGUAAAUUGUCAAUACAAAUGCUCUUUUCCCUUUAAUUAUACUAACCUGUGUGUGGUUUUGGCUGUUGUUUAUUACUAUUAUUACGCUAACAUGUUAACUUAUAAAGCACUGAGCGAUGAUGUAGUUAUUACAUCCGCACUCGACUGCUAGCCCGUAGUUUAGUUGUUACGUCUGAACUUGUCUGGCUCAGUUAUUAUUAUCAUUAAACACUAAUGUUAACGACAUAGACAGAUUGUAUUGGUAAUAUUCUUGCUUCAGUCUUUGCAUUCAUAAUAAUGAGCUACCUGUGGUUAGCAUAUCUAUGUUGUCAAUAAAAGAACAGAGGAUGUGAAAGGAUUUGAAGAUAAACGUGAGGAAGUUUUUUAAUUGUGAUAACUUCAAUUGCUUUGGUAAUAUGUUUGUUUUUACAGGGCAAAAUUUAGUAGCAUCAGACCCACGUGUUUUUCAAAUAGUUUCAUAAUUAUACAUUGCACACUUUCGUUUAGCAUGAAUAGCACUACGGUCAGCUGCUGGUUUGGGGACGUUUUGUAUUAUCUAUCAAGUUUGUUUUUUUAUUUUUUUGAUCAGAGUACGAGAUUAUAUUUUUUAAAAGCUGUUUAUAGGUAAUUUAUGAAUUAGGUUUUUAUAUGUUUACAUCAAAAUAGUCCAGACAUACGCUUGAAUAUCUGGAUGUUUGACAAAUAAGGACUUUAGAAAUGAAGAAUAUGUAUUAACCAUUUACAAGUUUUCUAUUAUGUUGAUUAACAAAAAUAGUCUAUUCUUGUCUUUUGGGUGAAAUGUAUCUCAAGACACCAAAUGUCUUGAGAUAUUUGAAUGUUGGCAGUCUUGUUUGACUUACACUUAGAAAUAUGAGAAACAGGCUCAGUUACAUGCUUAUGACUCACACUCAGGUAUCCAGGAUAAAGCCAACUGUUCUGAUAAAGCCAUUUUCAUACUGCUAAAUGUAACACGAAGGGUUUACAAGAAGUAAGCGACACACAUUAAAAAUGAUCAAACAAGUAAAGAGACAAACAAUUAUUGAUAAGACCAUGGAGACUUGAGGGAUAAAGAAAUCAAUCCGAGGUGAAGAGGAACUGUGGAACAAUAAAUAUGUAACUUGAACAUGUAACACUGGAGGUGCACAUAUUAUUACAUGAAGUGAAACAAAAUGCAAAUUAACAUUUAAAGUCAUAGAGAGUAAAGUUUAAAAGCAUACAUGCUAAACAAUGCAGAAAUAUAAAAAUAAUAAAAAACAGAAUUAUAAAAAAACCCCCAAAUGACUAUAUUUGCCAAGAUUAGUGACUUAAAUAUUAUUAAAAAUAUAUCUAUUAAUGAAAAGUUGCUAAAAUUGUUCAUAGCUAAAAUUGAGAUGAUAUAACAAACCAUAAGAUAACAAAUAGAUAUGACAUUUAAAUAAAAGCAAGGUUAAUUAGCUAAAAAAAAAAAAACCUGCUAAAACAUAUUUAAAAGACAAACUAACAGUUUUGGAUGGGCCUAAUUAAAGUCUGCACUCACAUUAAGUGAGGGUCCUGGCCAUUUAUGCUUGAAAAACGUUUCAAUGUGGCUGAAUUAAACUAAAACUUUGUGCCAGUUAUCACAAGCGCUUCCUGGCAGUUGUUGCAGGUUGGGUACUUUUAAAUAAUCUUUAGAAAACAAUAUUUUGUAUUUAGUCAGGUUAUGUUUGUCUGAAAUUUUAAUUUGUUGAUCUGAAACAACAAAAAAGUCAUAAGGAAUAUGUAAUCUAGCAAAUAACUACUCCUUUCGGAGAUGCAAUUUGCUGUUACUUUUAGAAAAGACGUCAACUCCUACUUUUUUUUUUAGCAGGUGUUUUUCAUGUUUGUACUUUAUCCUGAUGUAAAUUAUCCAUAUCUGGUAACUUGUUUUCUCUCUUUGUUCUCUUCACAGUUAUAUAAGAGUUCCUGUGUUUGGCUUCAGAUCUGGGGACAGAUAUAUAUUUUUUUUAUUAAACUUUUAUUCUUAAAACCAUUUGAGCGAAAGUGAUUAUUCCUGCAGUUUGCUGACUUUGUAGUCAAACAGGAUGUUUCAUCAGCAUGGGAUGACUUACCACUGAUUCUGUGACCCACUGUAUUUCUUCAGUAAUGCCCUGUGUGGAAAUCUCCUAAACUACACAUAGCAGCAUCUACAUUCGCUGCUGCUCUGGUCAUAUCGGCAAAAUCAUGAUUAUGUGUACAGCCAUCAAAAAGGUUUCACGAAGGUGCAAAUAUGCUGUUCUGAUUGGUCUCUUGUUGUCAGUGCUGGCUUGGAAAGCCAGUUUCACUGGGGACAGAAACGGGACCAUUGAUGAUAACUUUGCUACACCACAAACUCCUGUAAAAGAAGACAAACUGACGGAUGAAUUCAACUCAAGGAUCACAGAACCCAGUCACUCAAAUAUUUCAGCAGAAAAAGAUGAGUGUCCAGAGGAGUCUCCAUUGCUAGUGGGAGCUUCGAAGCUGACCUUUGAAUCUUCGCUGAGCCUCAAGGAUGUGGAGAAGGAAAACAAAGCAGUGACUGAAGGAGAGUAUGAGCCCUCAGACUGUACAGCAAGGCACAACGUAGCCAUCCUCAUUCCACAUCGUAACCGGGAGAGACACCUCCUCUACCUCCUGCACCACCUGCACCCCUUUCUGCAGCGGCAGCAGCUGCACUACGCCAUCUACGUCAUCCAUCAGGCCGGUGAUGCAACUUUUAACAGAGCGAAGUUACUUAAUGUUGGAUAUUUGGAGGCAAUAAAAGACUUUAGCUGGGAAUGCUUCAUCUUCCAUGAUGUGGACCUGGUUCCCGAGAAUGAUCACAACUUGUACAUCUGUGACCAGCAGCCCAAACACCUGGUCGUCGGCCGCAAUGUCACCGGAUACAAACUCCGUUACAAAGGCUACUUUGGCGGAGUCACUGCCAUGACCAAAGACCAGUUUUUUCAAGUAAAUGGUUUCUCAAACAACUACUGGGGAUGGGGUGGAGAAGAUGACGACCUUAGAGUGAGAGUCGAACAGCAAAAAAUGAAAAUUGUGCGUCCCCCUGCUAGCGUAGCGCGCUACACCAUGGUGUUUCACAAACGAGACACUGGAAAUCAGGUUAACAAAAACAGGAUGAGGUUAUUAGGACAAACGACAAAGAAGUGGAGAGUUGAUGGACUCAACAGCUGCGUAUAUGACACUUUAUCAGUCGGGAGGUAUCCUCUCUAUGUGAAUAUCACAGUUAACAUUGGUCAACCUCAGAGCUGAGGACUCUGGAAGAAAACAAGUCCUUGUUUGUCCAGACAUGAUUUUCAGCUCAGGCCACAUCAAGGUAAUGAAUUUCAUCAAAGGGCCGUUGCAGAAUGCAUUAAUAAAAACUAGCUAUUAACAAAAGAGUUUAAAUAAUAUGGCUUGACAUGAUGCCAAGGCACAUUGCGACCGCCAAUAGGUUAGUUACUGACAAACCCGCUGGAUGUAGGGUAAUGUCAGUCCUUCUUAAAAUUAAUUCAUAUUCAACAAUUCUUCACAUUGAUGUAAUUUGGCACUAAAAACGAAUUUGAUUUGACCGGUAAAAUAAUAUUUAAGCACACAACCGGUAUCUUGAAGUUCUGUUUAUGUCGCCCUAUAGAGACUUGAGAGCCACAUAAACAGAUGUGGCGGGCCAGAUUUGGUCCCCGGGCCUUGAGUUUGACACCCAUUAUUUUCUAUGAAGUGGAGACCACCGUGUGCUGAAAGGUUAUUAGAUCACUGACAAACUGAAUUCUCUUUGGUGAGAUGAUAUUCCAGAUAUUUAACACAGUUUUGCAUAUCAUUCCAUGUCUUCAUUUAUUGAAGACUACAUUCAUUCCUGUAGUUUAAAAAAAAUAUUUUUUCUAUACCGUUGUUACCUGUCAGACACUGAUUAAUUCACACUCAUGCCUUAUUAUUUGCCUGCCUCUCCACCACUUUAUACUGACUCGGUCCUUGAUUUGGCACCUGAUAAACAAUGAUUGGUUGUUGUAUGACCUAACAAAGUCAUAAUCUGUUGAUCUUGUAAUGAGAUGCUGAAUAGGUUCCAGGAUGCAGGUUAUCUUAGAGAGAGAGAGAUUACAUAGUGAGGCCAGCAGAGGUGAACAUUACCUAACAAUGUCUUAAUAAGGAGGAAUUUAUACUAUUGAUUUUUUGCACAUGAAGUACUUCAAAUGUAAGCGGAUCGUUUGCAGUGCUAAGCAAAGGUAAGGAUAUCCUUGAAUCUUUUUUUUUAUUAUUAUUUUCUCAAGUGACAAGCACAAAGUUGAAAGAUUUUUGGGAGGAUUUUUUGUGACGGAACAACACAAAGUCAUGCAUUAUUCAGAAGUGGAAUGAUUGUCAAAGUACUUUGCAAAUUGUGUAAUUACAUUUAUAUUCCCUGCAUAAUUACUUGGUCAAACAAAAUUUUUGCUGACGCUGGAGCUUCAAAGUUUCCUGUCUCUACUCAAUAGAAAAUCUAAUUUUUUAAAAAUUAUUUCAAUUUCUUAAUAAUGCUGUACUCUUAUUUUGUCCCACAUAAAAUCCAAAUAAGAUACUUUUUAUUAUAACACAACAAGCUUAUAUUACUAGAAGGGUAUCAAUGCUUUUGUGAGGCCCUGUGUUGGGACCGCUUUUCAAUUCCAGACUGAUCACAUCAUAUCUCCAGCAGGAUCAGUUUAUAUUGUUUAGCUAGUUUUAUUGGAAAUAGUACAGGUCUGAGAAAACCCAUUAGCUUGUUCAGAGCCCAUCCAACUGAUGAAGAACUAAAUAUGAUCACUUUGGUUACAGAUGAAGGAUUCAGAUUUGUAUCAGUUUGACUGCAAAUGACAAACAAAACCUCUUCUUCCAGGAUGGAAAAAACAAACUUAGGCUACAAAUACAGUAACAUCAAUAUACUGCUGUUAGUAUGAAGUCAGAAGUGCAGUAGGAGAUGGUAUGAUGGUUUUAAGUGGUAGAUUUGUUCCUUUUUAAAGGUAGUCUCAUAGUGACACUGAUGUUUUUUACUUUGAAAUUUGUCUUAUACUUAUGGUAUAAUUUAAGGUUACAAUGACAUUGCAAAUUUUAUCACUCCAAAGUCAUUUUUAGUUAUAUUUGUACUUCUAUUGCAUUAGUAAAAGAAAAAAAAAACUGCUUUAGUAACUUAAGUGAUGAUUACAAUCAUAGGAAGUUUCUAUAGGAAGCGAGUUUAAUGAGCCAAAAUUAUUUUCUUUGUAAAAUAAUUUUUUUUGUUGUAAUUUUAAAGCCUUAUAUGCUUUGUUUCAUGUGGGACUUACUAAUAGGUGACGGAUUGUAUAUCACUUUGUAACAUUAUAAAAAAUAAUGUUUUUUAUAUUUGCUUCAUAAUUGAAGCAAAUAUGAAGGAAAAUCUUCAUAUUUGCUUCAAUUGUAGCAUGUUUCUGACAUAUAUCAAAUUAUUUGAAUGAUUUUUGUUCUUCUUAUUAUUUUUAUAUCAUUUUGGGACAUGGGGUGCUUUCAAUUUCUUUUUUUGAAAAUGAAAAGUGUGCCCAUGCCAGCACUGUCACUGUUAACAGGUCACUCCUUGUAUGUUUUUGUGUCAGAAUCGCCAAAGGUUGCUUCUCCUUAAGGAAGCAUUUAUGUACGAGAAACAAUUUUGCACACCUGAUAAAUUGGCAGUACGCUGUAGUACUAGUAGUUUACAACAUAUUUUAAACACUAAAUGUGUUUUUUUAUUAUAUUACUUUUUUUAUCUCUCCUUAAUGAAUUACAUUUUGGUUUUUUUUGGGUGGUAGAAUGAAUAUGUAGACCGGUAAAAAAAACAUUUAGUUUUAAAACAACUCAGCUGACAUUUUAAAGUUUAAAGCAAUACCAUUUUAACUCUUGAAGAAUGUCACUUGACCAGUUUUAUUUAAAAAGCUUUUUCUUUUUUUUUUUUUGGGGUGGAUGUGUCAAAAGUGAUACUAUUGUUAUGUUGAGCCUUUUUUGUAUCUUUAGGUUUUUACAAGCUUAUAAUAAAAAUAGUUUAUCUAAUUGA
Poecilia reticulata (guppy) is the source of this 5926-nucleotide messenger RNA. It is a transcript of the gene b4galt4, whose product is annotated as UDP-Gal:betaGlcNAc beta 1,4- galactosyltransferase, polypeptide 4. NCBI's taxonomy places the organism in Eukaryota, Metazoa, Chordata, Actinopteri, Cyprinodontiformes, Poeciliidae. Gene Ontology annotation, biological process: carbohydrate metabolic process. Gene Ontology annotation, cellular component: Golgi apparatus. Gene Ontology annotation, molecular function: galactosyltransferase activity. The record is from RefSeq and is a predicted model, not a curated record.